AUGGUUUUGAUUGACGGUGUUAAGUAUGCUUGUGAAAGGUGUAUUCGUGGACACCGUGUAUCUACUUGUAACCACACGGAUGUGCAACUGAUACCUAUUAAACCGAAAGGUCGUCCAACAAGUCAAUGUUCACACUGCAGGGAAGCUCGAAAAGCAAGGGCCCUGCAUACGAAAUGUUUAUGCGGUGCAGGUAGCGGAGCAGGAAAGUCCCACGCUCAUGCUCCUACAUGUCCUUGUAACAUUGACCCUUCUCAAUGCACAUGUUUAAAAAACAAAAGAGCAAGGUCAGUAUCUACUUCAUCGAGACGCAGCUCAAAAGGAACGACGCCGCCUAUAAAUGAUAAUAGCACCACGGCAGCAGCUGUUGCGAUAGGUAUCCGACACAAUGAUUCUCAUGUUUCACUUGCAUCUAUCUCAUCCAUGGGUUCAUCUACUUCGGCGCCUCCAUUGUUUGUUCCUAUAACAGACUCCCAACUGUCUGCUUCUUCUUUAGCUCGUAGUGCGGGCCAUAACCUGCCGCAACUGACUACAAAUUAUGAUAACAGCCCUUAUUAUAGCCAAUCAUCUUCAUAUGCAUCACCAUCUCCCAUUAACUCGAACACGGCAAGUUUUAUAUCAUUGGCACAUCCUUUAAAUCUAGCAUCUUUGACGAGUACGGGCGACGGAUCAAGAAAUCGAAGCAACAGUCUACCGAAGGGUGGAAACCGCAGCGAGAGUAGUCCUGUUGGUGGUCUCGUCAACGACUAUGCCUCAAGUCAAGUCGAUAGUACUGAGAAUUUCUUUGAAAGGGCUAUCGCUUCUCAUAUCCCACAGAGCGAUAGCGACGCUUAUGCUGAUGACGAGCCCUGGUUGGCUCUGACCGCGACUGCUACCAUAACUGCUAACAAUUAUUCACAGCCAUCUUCUGGCUCACUCUCAAUGUCUCCUCAGCAUACUGGAAGUGCCAAUAGCAGUGUUGCAGGCAGUGUUAAUGGAAAUGUCAGCCAUAACAUGGCUAAUGAAAUUCCCUCUGGUGAUGUCUCCUCGAGGUUCCCUAUGAGCCAGACUAUUUUGGACAGCGUUGAACCCUCACAACAAAAAGUAGAGCUUGACAAAUCGAUAGCUGGCUAUUUAGAACGAACUAGCGGUGUUAUAUACAGCGGAUCAGACACCGUCGGAAUCAAUGAAAGCUCAAUGGGAAAAAACGCGGCAGUGGAUGUUAACGAUGCGGCAGUUAAAAAGACCAACACUCAAUUAUGGCUAGAUAUACUGGGAACAACUGAACCUGACGAAGGUUUCGACUGGCCUGCUGUUAGCGAGGCUUCUGUUCGAUCGGUAGCUCUUCCCUCUGAGAGUGGUCUAUCAUCUACCUUCGAUGAUGCAACACCCCAAACAAAUGCAUAUCUGUACAACUCGUUCCUUCCUCGCAAUUAUGAAGAUGGUGGUUAUGUCGAUAAUGUUGAGCGCCCCCCUUCUACUGAAGUGACGGCACAAUCACACCAGAAAGCUACUGCUACCGAAUCCAUUACUGGUCGGUCACUACCUGAUAUGUGGAAUUAUUUCGCUGAGUAA
Sugiyamaella lignohabitans is the source of this 1551-nucleotide messenger RNA. RefSeq names its product Haa1p (gene HAA1). The transcript has a single exon. Lineage: Eukaryota; Fungi; Ascomycota; Dipodascomycetes; Dipodascales; Trichomonascaceae. Gene Ontology annotation, cellular component: nucleus. Gene Ontology annotation, molecular function: copper ion binding; RNA polymerase II cis-regulatory region sequence-specific DNA binding; DNA-binding transcription factor activity, RNA polymerase II-specific. Bases 1 to 1551 code for a protein of 516 amino acids. Gene Ontology annotation, biological process: positive regulation of transcription by RNA polymerase II; intracellular copper ion homeostasis; intracellular iron ion homeostasis. The record is from RefSeq and is a predicted model, not a curated record.